AUAAUUAUGACGUAUGAAUUAAACCUGUGCGUUUUUAUCUACAGGAUACAGGCUGGAACUCGUUAGUUGUUGAUUGAACGGCAAACAAGUGACAUACCAUUUAGUUUGAUUCUACUUUACAAUUUUUAAAUUGUUAUUUGGAUCUUAUAAAUAAAAAUUAGUGCCAGAACUGUGUCACCAUGCGCCAGUUAUCACCAUCCACCAGUCCUGUGCUAGGACACGGUGAAUUUUCCGGCGGAAAAGACCUCAACGAAUGUGUCUACAAGAACGAUAUAGAUGGCGCUAAAGCGUGUCUACAUGACAACAAAAUGGCGUGGAACACUAGAAAUGAGAGCGGGUUGACUCCAUUAAUGGAGGCAUCAACUUUAAGCCGACUGGAAAUUUUGACUUUAUUGUUGUCAUCUAAAUGUGACGUCAACGUUACGGAUGAAAAUGGAAAUACGUCACUACACCUCGCUGUUGAUGAAGGAAACACUGAAGUUGUUCGAAAGCUCAUCCAUAGUGGACGAUGUAUUGUGGAUGCAAAGAAUGCAAAUGGUGAAACAGCUUUGAUGAAAGCCGCCUUUUAUGACUACAGUGAAAUGGUUAGAAUAAUGUUAACGGACGGAGACGCUGAUCCAAAUGCUCGGGACAAAACGGGUCAAACAGCCCUGCAUAUUGCACUGCGAGAGGGAAGUCACAUGACCGUUGACCUGUUGUUAAAACAUGGAUGUGACGUCUCUGUAUUGGAUAACCUCGGACAAAGUGCAUUAUAUGUCGCUAUUCAUAGCCCAUGCAACAAGACCCUCGACCUAGCCAAGAAACUCAUUUCAGCAGGUUAUGAAAUAUCUGCAGAUAAACUUUGGCUCCUGAAUGACGAAAAGCAUAACCUGUUUUACCAGGAUGACGAGUUUUAUGUAACACUUAGAAAAACAUUACGGAAGAAUUCGAAUGAAGUACUACAGGACUUUAAUACUUACAGGAAAAUAUCAACAGGAUCAAAUAAAAUUGACACAAAUUACUCUGUAUCGCCGAUACAUUCGCCAGUUCUAUCACCGAAGCAGUUGUCUCCGACGACACCUCCUUUCCCUAUGUCACCUUCUUUGAAGCAGAAAAUUAUGUCUUCGCAAACACCAAAAUACCCGUCCGUUCCUUUCAGUCAGAUGUCAUUGAACGAAUCCAAUUCAGUUUGGUUAUCGCCAUCGUGUGCAAGAAGGAACGAGUUUAUAAAGUCCAAUAGUUUCGAACAAGUGAAACCGAAGACGCCAUUACGACCACCGCUGACGUCAUCGUUUUCGUCAGACUCGGAUGAUUCCCCUAUGGGUUCACCUGCACUUAGACGUCGUACCCUGUUGCUAAACACAAAAGUUACCGGUAAAAGUAAUGAUACCCACAUCACAUCGCUUUUAGUGUCAUCUACCAAAGAGGAACCGGCGGUGGUUGAAAAAGAUGGACGUUCUGUCACAGUCUCGUUUGCAAAUAAGAAACCAGUCUACUUAAGAAGUGAGGACGAAAUACCUAGAAGCGCUCCAAACAGCCCAAUGAUACGCUGUAGAAGGCAUAUGAGUGCGCGACAGCCAAGGUCGGGGUCACACGAGAAUGUAAAUCAGAGAAAAAUAUCAUUGCCGGCAAAGACAGCAGUAAAAUUUAGUACUGAAAUACAAGUAAUUGAAUACAACAGAAGACAAUGAAAACAAUACAAAAAGUUUGAGUAUAUGAAGGCAUAAGAACUGGUACACAAGUAUCAUAGAUUGGCGACAUUUAUAUUGCAGGGGGAAAUACUCUAUCGACAUUGCUUGAAAUGUGUUGAACAUAACUGGUAUACAGUACCUGUGUAAUAAGACCUGUGUUUACAUAUAUAUGGACAACUUGUUUCUUGUGUUUGUUUCUUGGGACUUUUUACGAGCACAUGAUUCUGUUCUUUGACAUUUGUGUAUGUUUACACAACAGUUUGAGUACGUCCAUUCAAAGAAAAACAUUGUAAAUCACUUCCUUUCGUUUCAUGUCCUGAACAGUGUAUAUAAUCAAUAUAAUAAAUGUACAUACAAAUAUAA
This is a messenger RNA of Mercenaria mercenaria, 2033 nucleotides long. Its product is annotated as inversin-like. Bases 180 to 1670 code for a protein of 496 amino acids. The transcript has 5 exons. Gene Ontology annotation, molecular function: protein binding. Lineage: Eukaryota; Metazoa; Mollusca; Bivalvia; Venerida; Veneridae. The record is from RefSeq and is a predicted model, not a curated record.